AUGAUGUAUUAUCUACUGUGUGUGUCCCUUUUCAUAGCAGUAUUAUUGCGCCCGUGCCUCGGUGUGAACUGCGAUCUUAAGGAGUUUCAGACAUUGGCUGGAGAUCUCAGGCUAGAUGCUACCUCACUGCCUCGUUACGAACAGUUAAUUUCACAGAUACGACAUUGCCAAAAGGAAGAUUCUGUUGACUCUGCAAGCGAAUUGGAGUCGUUGAUUAAUAAACUUUCGUAUAAUGCGGGACUCAUUCAUUUGACAGUUGGGCAAGAUUAUAAGGCCAUGAAAAUGUUUGAAACAAUUGGAUCCGAAAGUGGUAGUAAUAAAGAUGAUGCAUAUGCUAUAUUGGCCGACAAGAGGCUUCAGACUUUGCAUGCUCAAUUUGGUGAAUGGACAGGCUUUAAGGGUGAUAAAGAUAAAUUGGUGAGUUUCUUAGUUUUAAAUAAUACUAUAUUUGAAAAAUUGCAAAUGAUGGAUUUUACUUCUGCUGGCACUGAACUUGGUCACCUGUUAGAGAUAUCACCAUAUCACUUGGAGACUCUUGUCAUAAAUGUCAAUGUCUUGCUACGGGAAUUAGCAAAUGAUGGGAUGGAUAAUAUCUCAUUGGGUUAUGAUCUCGUUCAUUCAAUAGAAACAAUAUUAGAAAAACAUCGGUCUAUUCUAACUUUAAAGCAAAGAUUAACUUUGCAUUAUUACGCUUCAGUCGUACAAUUAUUCAUACUGAAUAUGGAACCUACGCAUCUAAGGAAGUGUUUAAAUAUUGACAUGGACAACCCACUUUGUAAAAGACUGACCCUGUUCUCUUCGAAAAUGAACAAAAUCAAUCCCAAAAGAAAAAAUAUACUUGAUCCACAAACCUAUUCUCAGUUAACGGACGGUAUGAUUGAUUGGAACCAUAUAGUGGAAUUUUAUUUUGUCGAUAAAAAGCCAUGUAUCAAGAUGCCUGAUCCUACUGAAUAUAAUUUCGAGAACAAUUAUCAAUUGGUCAAGUAUUUUGCUGAGGAAUCUUUAAAGUCAUUGUUUGAACAAGAACUACCAAUGGCUUCCAGAUUCAAUUUUAAUGUUAUUGAUCCGAACACUUUAAACAUUGCAACAACUGAAUACUUCAAGUUCAUUGAUACCAUGUUUUGCCAGGCGACAGUGGAGAACCCAGCAACAAAGUCAAAGACCGCAUCCUUUUGUUCAAAGGCAAUUAAAGAAUGCCUAACUUCUACUCAACUGAGUGAAUUCAAAAGUUCGUUGAGAACUGGUGAACCACUGUCAGAUGAGACAUUAAAGAAAACAUGGGAAACAUACCCACAUUUGACUAUGCAUAUGAUAAAUCAGAUAUUGAGAAAACAUCCCAAAAGACUUUCCAACAAUAUGAUUGAAUCACUUUCUAAGUUUUUCAAUGGUGAACACUUACAAGAUGCCAAAAAUAAAUUUGUGAAGAAACAAAUCGAUAUUAUUCACCGUUUAAUGGAGAGACAUAAGCAGCAGCAAUAUCAACAGCAACAACAGCAGCAGCAAAGGUUCUAUCAACAACAAUAUCAACAGCAACAGAGACAACAACAGCAACAGCAACCUCCAAUGGCUUCUAAUAAAGAUUAUUACAAAAUAUUGGAUGUAUCAAAGGACGCAGGGGCCAAAGAUAUUAGGAAAUCUUAUUUAAACUUGACCAAAAAAUUUCACCCAGAUAAACAAGGUCAAUUAUCAGAAAAGGAACAAAAAAAGAUACAGGAAAAGAUGUCAGAAAUCAAUGAAGCUUACGAAGUUUUAAGUGACGAAACCAAGAGGAAUGAAUAUGAUCUAAACAGAUCAGGGAAUCAUAAUGGUAUGGCAAAUGGAGGUGCUCAGAAUUUUGAUUUUGGCAGAAUGUUCCAACAACAAGGUUUCCCCUUUGGCGGCAAUCCGCAUUUCAAAAUGAACUUUUGA
Messenger RNA from Naumovozyma castellii, 1908 nucleotides. RefSeq names its product Jem1p (gene JEM1). Bases 1 to 1908 code for a protein of 635 amino acids. Lineage: Eukaryota; Fungi; Ascomycota; Saccharomycetes; Saccharomycetales; Saccharomycetaceae. The record is from RefSeq and is a predicted model, not a curated record. The transcript has a single exon.